UAAUAAGGUGGUUAUCACAAGGGUAAUGAGUUGCCAUACAUUAUGAGAUGAACAUCUGGAGAUGGUCUGUCUUCAUAGUACUUGCAUAGUGAAAGGAGAAGUUCUAAAUUGCGUUGUUUGUAUAGACGAAAGACACAAAGGUCACAAAAUGAUCCCCCUGUAGAAAUUACUUAAUCUAAUAAAAAAACAAGAAUCUUUAAUCAUGUUAGUAAUUAUUACAUAAUUUACAUAAUCAAGAACACAUUUCAUUAAUCCUAACACUUGGAGAUGCAAAUUGGUCAAUUAAAUAAAUUGUAAGAACAAAUUAAUUAGGCAAUAUAAAAACAACGAGAAUUAAUUGAAUAGCAAGUCAAAUUUGAUAAAAGUAUGUAGGCAUCUUAAAUUUAGUUAUUAUUUCAUACUAACUUAUAACAUCAAUUAAUGAAGAAAAACUGUUAGGCUAACUUAUUUAAAAAUUAUUACUCAAGCUUGAAUACAAUCCAAGAGCUUAAUAAUUAAUUACAAGAACUGAGUCAUUAAAAGAAGAAUAACCAUAAAUCAAUCAAUUCUUGACUAAUUUAAUAAGUUUCAAAGAUACAUUGAAAAUCUCAAAUCCAGAUACUUAAUUAGUACAAGCCUCAAGAACAAGUAGUACCUAUAGGUAAAAUAGAAAUAAUUCAAUUAACACUGAAGGCUAUAGAACUAUGAGAUCAUUUGAUCGAUCUCCCUUAUCUCCUUAACAAUUUGAAGACAGACUUUCUGUUACAUAAUCUUUAUCUAAUCAAUAUUAUAGACCUAAUUCAUAGGGAAAAUAAAUUAUUGGAGAACCUAGUCCACCUCCUCCUAUGAAAGAAAUUACAUAUAAAUUUCAUUCUGAAUAUCAUGGUGUUGGAGCUUAAAUUAAGGGAAAAUUGGUCAAAUAAAUUUUAAAUACUGAUGGCAAUUUAGCUUUGAUAGGCCCAUCUAUAUAUGGUAAUGGUUUGAUUCGAGAUAGUAAUCUAAAAUUAUUGAUCAGAUCAUGUUAAAAUUAGAAUAUUAGAUAUCCUAUGGCUCUUGGAGUAUGUGAUUAAAAAAGAGUUAAAGAAAAAUAAUAUCAAAAAGAUUCAGAUGGAUGCUAUUUUCUCAACUCUUAUGGUUAUAUAACUUGUGAGAAUUAGACAAAAAUUAAAUGUGGCAAACGCUUUUAUAAUGGAAGUUAUGUAGAGUUGAAGUUCAAGCCUUUUUAAAGUGAGUUGCAUAUAACAAUUGAUGAUGGAGAAGUCAUAAUAAUAAAAAUUACAUUAAAUUAAUCUAAAUUGAUUUAUUUUGCUGUUAGAUUAGGAGAUUUACAUGAUGCUAUUGAUAUUCUAUGA
Molecule: messenger RNA, 1331 nt
Organism: Paramecium primaurelia
Lineage: Eukaryota; Ciliophora; Oligohymenophorea; Peniculida; Parameciidae
Source: the annotation of a GenBank genome assembly